Molecule: messenger RNA, 1566 nt
Organism: Alligator sinensis (Chinese alligator)
Lineage: Eukaryota; Metazoa; Chordata; Crocodylia; Alligatoridae
Gene: CA2
Product: carbonic anhydrase 2
Exons: 7
Coding region: 89-871 (260 amino acids)
Cellular component (GO): cytoplasm
Molecular function (GO): zinc ion binding; carbonate dehydratase activity
Source: RefSeq, a predicted model, not a curated record
GCCCGGCCAUGCACUUGGCGGGAGUGUAUAAAAGCCCCUGACGGCGAGCCGGGGCCAGCGUCCUGCCCGAGCACGAGCCGCCCGCACCAUGUCCCAGCACUGGGGCUACGGCUGUGACAACGGACCCGCUCACUGGUGUAAGGAAUUCCCUGUUGCCAAUGGAGAACGUCAGUCUCCUAUUGAUAUUAACACCAGGUCCGCCAAGUAUGACCCUUCUCUGAAGCCCUUAAGUAUCAGUUAUGAUCCCUCCACAACUAGAAGCAUCGUCAACAAUGGUCACUCUUUCAAUGUGGAGUUCGAUGAUUCUGCUGACAAAUCAGUGAUGAGAGGUGGAGCGCUGGACGGAACUUACAGACUGAUUCAGUUUCACAUCCACUGGGGAUCCUGUGAAGGCCAAGGGUCUGAGCACACUGUGGAUGGUGUGAAAUACGAUGCAGAGCUUCACCUGGUUCACUGGAACACAAGAUAUGGUACAUUUAGUGAGGCUGUGAAACAUCCUGAUGGCUUGGCUGUGCUGGGCAUUUUACUUAAGGUGGGAAAUGCCAAACCUGAAAUACAGAAGGUGGUUGAUGCACUGGAUGCCAUUCAAACCAAGGGCAAACGAGCUGCCUUCACAUCCUAUGAUCCCACAGGACUGCUUCCUGCAUCCCUGGAUUUCUGGACAUACCCAGGCUCACUGACCACUCCCCCUCUACUUGAAUGUGUUAUUUGGCAUGUUUUGAGAGAGCCUGUCUAUGUCAGCCCAGAACAGAUGUGCAAACUCCGUGGCCUUUGCUUCAGUUCUGAGAAUGAGCCCGUAUGCCACAUGGUCGACAACUGGCGCCCAUGCCAGCCUCUGAAGAGGAGAGGAGUGAGAGCCUCAUUCCGAUAAGCAAAGUGCUGAGCUUGACAGAAAUUGCUGUGUUUGUGAGGAGCCCUUCUGCUAAGCACAAAAAUCAAACCUUUGCCAUCUGUGCAAUGGCAACGUCUCAUCUCUCAGAUCCUUUGUUUCUUCCACUCUGCAUCUAAAAUAUUAGCUAAUGAAAUGUGAAAGACCCUAGACCAAGGGAAAGGGUUUAUAAUAAAUGGGGUGGGAGGAACAUCCUUGUGUGAAGUUUGAUAUUUACUGUGACUGACAUUUUGAUUACAAUAGUACUUUUGACAGCAAAAUAAGCCAUUUUAAAUAACCUCAUUCACAGGUGGUAGUACAUAAAAUUAAUUGUACUCAGUAACUUGAAGUUUUUCCCAAAGCACAGGAAUACAGAAUAACUUGAACAUUUUAAAUAUGAUUGAAUAGCUUAAAUUGCAUUGACAUAGUGAAAAACAAAGGUAAUAUUACAGGUUAGAUGGCUUAGGUUUUAAGCAGAUAAAGUAUACAUAUUUUUUUAAAUGUUUUAAUUUUUUAGCCAUAAUAUCAUCAACCACAAUUAUGUCUUUAGUGUGUUGGUAUUUGUUUUAAUUGCAAACUAUCUUAAAUUAAGUAUCAUCUGUAAAAAUUCUUACCAUAGAUGUAAUACAAAAUAUCUUGUCAUUAAGAUAAUAUAUGCUCUAAUUUAAAAAAGAGAUGAAGAUUGUAUUUUAGAUAAU